UUUAGUUCGGUUUUAGCUCUCAUUCUGUGUGGACGCCUCGAAUACAGUAAACGCGGCCCGUCGUCAUCAAGUGCGUCGCACGCACACACACAUACUCUGACGCAGUCGGGCACUGGCAACUCACACACACACACUCAAUCGCUCGCUCGCCCAAAACAUACGCACACACAUACAUGUACACAUGGUGGUCCAUUCGGCAGCAGCAGCCGCCGCGGUAACAGCGCCAAAAUUAUCGAGUCUGCGCCAAAAGUGAAUUCAAUUGUUAAUCUUAAAGCUGAAGCUGGGAUAUAUUAAGCGAAUGUACCCAAACACCAAGUGCAAGAAGUGACCAAAUAUUUGUAGGGCACACGUUUCUGCUCCUCCUUAGCGCCGCGACGCCUCCUCUCGGCUUGAUUCGUUUGUCCUCGUCAACAAUUUCGCUGUUGUGUUUUGUCGCGCGGCUUUCGUUGGUUGCGUGUCGCGUGUAUUGCCGUCUCUCUCCUCGCACUCCGCACUCCUCGGUAUCAAGUACCCAGCAUCUCUCUGCUCUCUCCUCGCUCCGCGCUCUUCUUACGCCCUCUGUCACCGUCACGUAACGGUAGGUCCCGUUGCCCGCAAACAUGGCCGCACUCGAUCGCGGCUUAGCCUAAGCUGUUGUUGUUGCCCAGCAAUAAAUUGUAUAGGGUAUUUCAUUGAUCGAAUUGCCAUUAUAACCAUAACAACAACAACAACAACAUCUGUAGCUGGAGCAACUAACAACAAAUGCGGCGCUGCAGCAGCAGCGGCAACUGCAACUGCAACUGCAACUGCUGCUUGUUAUAGCAUUCAGCUUCUGUAGCGUUACGAAUAGAGCGAGCAGCAAUUGCCCAACAGCAACAACAAUAACAACAUUAGCAGCAACAACUGUAAUAACUACAGCUAAGAUCAAGAGGAAGCAGCAAAAUGGCAUUGAGCGCACAUGAAGAAGAAGCAGCAGCAGUAGCAAAAGCAACUCAAAUGCAACAACAGCAACAACAGACAAGAAAACGCAGACGAAGCAAAUGCAGCAGCAGCAGCAGCAACAAGAACAGCAACAAUUGCUGUUGCCGGCAACAACGGAAGCAGUAUCAACAACAACAGCAACAACAACAACAGAAUUCACAUUGGAUUAAACAACUUCAACUGCUUUGCAUUGUGCUGCUGGUGCUGCUGCUGUUGCCCGCGAGCUGCCACGGGCAGCAGCAGAAGUUUCGCACCACGCCCCACGAUCUGCAGGUGCUGGAGGGCGCCGAGGCGAUGAUGCGCUGCGAGGUGGCCAAUGUCGCCGGCGCCGUGCAAUGGACCAAGGAUGGCUUUGCACUCGGCUUCUCGGCCGUAAUACCCGGCUUUCCGCGCUACUCUGUGCUGGGGGAUCGCAAACAGGGUGUCUACAAUCUGCGCAUCUCCAAUGCCUCGAUCAACGAUGAUGCCGAAUAUCAAUGCCAAGUGGGUCCAGCGCGCCUCAACUCGGCAAUACGGGCGAAUGCCAAGCUCACUGUCAUAUCGCCUCCUUCGUCGAUCGAGAUCAAAGGCUACAGCCACAACUCCAAGGUGGAAGUGCGCGAGAAUCAGGAUCUGACGCUCACGUGCAUCGUGGCCAAUGCGAAGCCGGAGGCACAAAUCGUUUGGUAUCGCGGAAAUGUCGAAUAUAAGCCAGAAAAACGGGAAGACAAGGUCGAGGAGUCCACGCCCAAACGCUUUACAACCACCUCGAGUCUGAAACUGAAGCCCGGCGCGGAUGAUGACUACACGGAAUACACCUGCCAGGCCAAGCACAAGGCUCUGUCCCCGGACAUGCCCAUGCGUUCCACCGUGCAACUGUCCGUGUUGUAUCCGCCCGGACCGCCGUACAUUGAGGGCUAUUCACCCACUGAAACGCUGCGGCGCGGCCAGACGGUGGAGCUCAUUUGUCGCAGUCGCGGCGGCAAUCCGCCCGCACAGCUCAUCUGGUACAAAAACAAUUCACAAAUACGCAUGGCCUACAGAACCUCGGGCCGGCUAUCGGAGAAUAUCUACACGUUCACAGCCGAGGCGAGCGACAACAAGGCGCGUUUCCGUUGCGAGGCGAGCAACGUGAUGUCGCAGACGCCGCUCAAGGCGGAAGUUGAUUUGACUGUGCUAUUCGCACCUUCGCAAGUCACUGUGACAGGACCGACAGAGGCGCGCGUCGGCGAUGUGGUGCCGCUGAUGUGCACGACAGCGCCAUCGAAUCCGCCCGCCGAGAUCAAGUGGAUGGUGGGCGGACGGCAGAUACGCAAUGCCACCUCCAAGACGACCAUCAGCCCAGAGGGCGGCUGGACCACCAGCUCGAACAUCACCACCAUUGUGGAGCCCAACAAGCGCUCCCUGGUGGUCAUCUGCCACGGCCUCAAUAUGCAGCUCACCGAGAAUGUGGUCUCCACGCAUACGAUUAAUGUUCUGUAUCCGCCCUCUCCGCCAUUAAUUUCGGGCUAUAUGGAAGGACAAAUUAUACCAGCCGGGUCGGUGCAAAAACUCCUCUGUGUCUCAUCGGGCGGCAAUCCGUUGGCAACGUUAACGUGGUACAAAAACGACAAACGGAUCAACUCUAUAAUUCGGGCGGCCGACAAAUCAGUUUCGGCCGAAAUAACUAUUUUGGCCAACGUCACCGACAACCAGGCGCAAUACCGUUGCGAGGCCUCGAACAGUGCCACCGAGAUACCGCUCUUCGAGUCCACCACACUGAGUGUGCACUUUGCGCCAGAGACGGUAAAAAUACGCAUUGAACCGGAAGAGCUGAAACCUGGCAUGGAGGCGACCAUCAUUUGUGACUCCAGCUCAAGCAAUCCGCCGGCAAAGCUGUCCUGGUGGAAGGAUGGCAUAUCCAUUGAAGGCAUUAAUAACACGUCCAAGCCAGGUCUCUGGGGCGGCACAGUCUCAACGCUCGAGUUCAGGCUAAACAUCACCCAGGAAAUGAACGGUGUGGUCUACACUUGCCAAAGCGCCAACGAGGCACUGCAGCGCAGCGUGCACGAGGCAAUCAGCCUGAAUGUCCUAUAUCCUCCCAAGUUUGUGCCGCCGCCGUCGUCCACAUCGGUGGGCCUGGAGGGCGAGUCGUUGCAGGUGCCGCUGCAGGCGAACGCGAAUCCAGCGCUAAUUAGCUACACCUGGACUAAGAACGGCACGCCCAUACCGCAGGACACCAGCGGCAGCGUCUCGGCCGGCGAGCAUCGCAUCUUUGCCGAUGGCGCUGUGCUCAACUUCACAAAGCUGCACCGCGAGGAUUCGGGCAUCUACACCUGCACGGCGAGCAAUUCGCAGGGCAAGGAAAGCAUCAAUAUCACAGUCGUUGUGGAAUACGGCACCACCAUCAAGUCCGUCUCGGAGAACAUUAUUGUGAAUCCCGGCGAGGAUGCAAUGCUGUCCUGCAGCGUUGAGGGCAAGCCGCUCGCCGAGGAGCACGUGAAGUGGGAGCGCGUAGGCUACGACAUGAAGGCCAAGACCACGACUACGUUCACCAAUGGCACCGCCUACCUGCACAUCAAGAACGCCCAGCGCGAGGAUGUGGGCAACUUUCGCUGCGUGGCCGACAAUCAUGUGGCCAAUCCGACCAAUCGGGACGUGCUGCUGAUAGUCAAAUUUGCUCCCGAGAUCGCCAAGUCGCCGACGCUGCUGCGUGCGGCGAGCGGUACGGGCGAGCGGGGGCGUUUGCCGUGCCGGGCGCAGGCGUCGCCCAAGCCGCAGUUUAUUUGGCGCCAGGACGGCAAGGAUCUGCCCAUCAAUCAUACGUUCAAGUAUGAGCUGGAGGAGCGCAAAAUAGACUCGCUCACCUACGAGUCCUCGCUGAUUGUCGAGAAGGUGGCGCCCGCCGACUACGGCGCCUACGAGUGUGUGGCGCGCAAUGAGCUGGGCGAGGAUGUCGAGACGGUGCGUCUGGACAUUACCUCACCGCCGGAGCCGCCGCUCAGCCUUAAUAUACUGAAUGUGACCCACGACACGGUCACCGUGGCCUGGACGCCAGGCUUCGAUGGUGGCCUGAAGGCCUCCUACCGUAUGCGCUAUCGCAUGGCAGACCGCGAGCAGUAUAAAUAUAUCGACGGUCUGCCCAACAGCCACAAACUGACCAUCGGCGGACUGCGCAUGAAUACGCUGUAUCUGUUCUCGGUGAUGGCAUGGAACGAUUUGGGCCAGAGCUCCUACCUGCCGGAUUUGACGCGUGCCCAGACCAAAGAAGCGCCGCCACCCUCACAGCCGGCUUCGUCGCUGGGCGGCGGACCGCCAACCACCAGUCAGACACCGCUGGGUGGCACAUCGGGCAUGCUGCUCGUUGGCGUCGCAGCGGGCAUUACGGUGGUGCUGCUCAACGUAUUUGUCAUCGGCUGUUGUCUUCACAAGCGCAACGAGAAGCGCCUGAAGCGAGGAAUUGAAAUGAUGCCAGCCGUGUUAACGGAGGACUCCAGCAAUACGCCGAACCUGCUCAUCAUUGCCAUCUCUCUGGCCGCAUUCGGAUUUCUGCUGGUCAAUGCGGCGCUGGUUGCCUGGUUCUUUGUGCAUCAGCGGCGCAAAAAAGUGGCGGAAACUACAAAUCAACCAGGCAAAACGGCGACCAUCGAAAUGUACGCGCCCAGCUCGUACAAUGACACCGUCACCGGCGAGACGCUGUCCAGCGUUUCGGAGAAGAGCGAGUCCUACUCCAAUGAGGGCAGUCAACCGGAAUAUAUUGACGAGGCACGCAAGAAGGCGGCAUCGACAUAUCUGGUUGAGAGCACGGACAUGCCACCGCCCAGAUACCAAAAGGAUGGCACACUGCCAGCAUUAUAUCCAAAUAAUAUGGCCAAUGCCUGCACAUUGCCACAUCCGCGGCACAAUAAUGGCCAUGCCACAUCCAUUGCCGCUGGCCAUAUGACGCGCGACGAUCAGAUGCUCAUCAGCAAGGGCGUCUAUAUUCCGUCCCCAUCGCCAGCACCGCCGCCGGACGGCUCCUAUUACAAUAUGAACAGCGAACGAUAUCUAUCGUAUCCACCAAUGGAAUAUCCGACUGCGCUGGACUUUAGUGCGCCGCCGUUGCCGCUGGCGCAUCUGCAGCCCAUGCAGCCCAUUACGGUUACCUCGCAGGCGGCGCUGCUGGCGGCGAGCAAUGGCGGCGCCACGCUGGUGGGCAAUGGCAGUGCCACAGGUGGCACGCUGCGUCGCGGCAUCUUGCGCGGCGUGGUGGGCGUCGGCGUGGGCGUGCCGCCGCCAGAUGUUACGCAUCACACCUCCGGCUCCGCCUCCGCCGGUGGCGCUGGCAUGCAAAUGCUGCACGAUCUGCAUCCGGUGAAUCUCAGUGCCACCACGCUGACCACGAGCACCACGCUCAAUGGCAGCAUGACGACAGCAUUGCCGCUGGCCACAUCGACGCUGCCCCGCCAGCCGCACGGCAUACUCAAGGAUCCCAAUCGCAAUAAGCAGCAGCAGCAGCAGCAACAACAGCAGCAACAACAACAACAGCAGCAACAGCUGCUCAAUGCUAGUUUAGUGGGCGUGCCCGUCUCGGGGGCCGUGGGCAGUUUGCAGAUUCUGAAUCUGAAUCCGGUGAGCAACGCGGCGCUGGGCAACAAUCUGCUAAUGACUACGAGCGCCACCUACGACCCGGCCACGCUGAGCAGCUUCAAUGCGAGCGCCGCUGGCGUCGGCGCUGCAGUCGGAGCUGGCGUCCAGGUGGCCUACACAGAUGCGGAUGGGCAUCUCGUAUAGCUGUAGGCCGAGACUGGGGCCAGCUCUGAGUCCCGGUACUAAGGAUGGCGCCCAGUCUGUCCAAGCAUCUACACAUAUACAUAUACAUACAGGCAUACACAUCUACACAGAUAUACAUACUAUAUCUAUACAUACAUAUAUAUAUAACUAACUGUACUCCACACUCGACUCGUAGCUAGUUUAGAAGCUUUCCCUCUCUACAUUUAAAUGUGUGUUUGACAUUGUGUGUGUGCGUGUGUGUGUGUGCACCAAAGUAUAUCCUAGAUCUGUGUUAUACGCCAGGAGAAGAAGUUAACAACUGCAAUUAGCAAAUACCCUGUGAAAGGAUAAAAGCUAGAGAAGCUUUAUGUGAUGACUCAAGCUAAAAUAAAAUUAACUGGAAUAGAUUUUACUGCUUCUAUCAGAAUUAUUAUAGGGUAUAAAUAAAUAAAACAAAUGAUCAUUAGGCAGAUACUCCUUAAAAAGUUAACAGCUUGGGUAGUCAUAAAGGAAAAUAGAGAAAAAUGUAGAGAAGAGAUAGACUAUGACAUGGCUUUUGCUAGCUGCAGCAUACACCACAUGAUAAAUGCAGUACAAGGUAUGCAAGCAGCAAAUACCCUGUAAGGAGUAAAAUCUAUAUGUAGAAAGUUGCAUGCUACACUCACUAUCAUACCCCAUGCGAUAAACUGCUUUGCAGAGUAUAGACAGGACUUCAAUUAUCCUAUUUAAAGAAUUUACAUACCGUGUAAAAAGCCAACAACUGAGGUAGCUAAGCACGAAAUUUCAUUUCAAUAGGGUAACGUCAGGUUUUCUGCCACUUUCGCCUGCCUCACAUACCCCACUCGCCCCCUCUGGGAUUGCAGAGUAUUGCCAGUGCCCAUUACCUUAUUCAAAUCAGCUACAGAAUUAGUUUAUGUAAAUUUUUAAAACGAUUCUCACUUGCCCAUAAGACACUGCACGCUGUUUAUUCAGAUAAACAAGCCCCAAAGACGAUCUCAUGCCGCUGACCAGUUCGUCUG
Molecule: messenger RNA, 6689 nt
Organism: Drosophila mojavensis
Lineage: Eukaryota; Metazoa; Arthropoda; Insecta; Diptera; Drosophilidae
Gene: sns
Product: nephrin
Exons: 22
Coding region: 922-5691 (1589 amino acids)
Biological process (GO): cell-cell adhesion
Cellular component (GO): cell-cell junction
Molecular function (GO): cell adhesion molecule binding
Source: RefSeq, a predicted model, not a curated record